This is a messenger RNA of Diversispora eburnea, 1362 nucleotides long. NCBI's taxonomy places the organism in Eukaryota, Fungi, Glomeromycota, Glomeromycetes, Diversisporales, Diversisporaceae. The record is from the annotation of a GenBank genome assembly.
AUGAAAAGUGAAACCGAAAAUUCUAACGAAAUUGACGAACUUUCUGACAAGAUUAGUGGUCUAAAAACCCAAGAUGCAAAACAUAAUAAUUUGCAAGAAACGCAGUCUGAUGUUAAGCUUAUUAGAAUUCAUGACGAUGAGCCCGUACUCUCGGUCACUACCUUUGAAGAACUAAAUUUGCAUCCUGACGUUCAAAAAGGAGUUUAUGAAAUGGGAUUUACGCGACCUUCGAAAAUUCAAGCAAAGGCUUUACCUCUUCUUCUUAGACCACAAAAUAUGAUCGGGCAAUCUCAAUCCGGUACUGGUAAAACUGCGGCAUUUGUUUUAACGAUGUUAAGCAGGAUAGAUUUAAAUUUGAAAGCACCACAAGCUUUAUGUCUAGCACCAUCGAGAGAAUUAGCUCGUCAAAUUAUGGUAGAAGCAAGAAAAAUGGGAAAAUAUACACCCGUAACUACAGCUGAAGCAAUUCGUGAUAGUAGUAAUAAUAAUAGAGAUCGAAAUACCAUUUUUAAAGAAGCUCAACUUAUUGUUGGUACACCAGGGACAGUUCUUGAUUUAAUCAAGAGACAUAUUAUUGAUAAGAAAAAUAUUAAAAUCUUUGUCUUGGAUGAAGCUGAUAAUAUGUUGAAUCAACAAGGAUUAGGUGAUCAAAGUAUAAAAGUAAAAAAUUUAAUGCCUAAAGAUUGUCAGAUCGUUCUCUUUUCAGCUACAUAUGAGGAUUCAGUGCGUGAAUUUGCUGGAAGAUUUGCUCCUCAUGCUAAUGAGUUUAGAUUGAAAAUAGAAGAAAUGUCUGUAAAGAAUAUCAAACAAUUCUAUAUGGAUUGUACGGAUGAAGAACACAAAUUAAAAGUAUUAAGUGAAUUAUAUUCAAUUUUGACAAUUCAUCAAAGUAUUAUUUUUGUUGAGAGACGUGAUUCUGCCGAUAGAAUUGCUAAACGUAUGACUGACCUUGGUCAUAAAGUUAUCGAUUUACAUGGUGGUCUUUCAACCACUGAACGUGAUGAAGUAAUGGACGGAUUUCGUAAAGGAAGUGCCAAAGUUUUGAUCUCCACUAAUGUAAUAGCUAGGGGUAUUGAUGUUAUGCAAGUUAAUCUAGUUAUUAACUUUGAUAUUCCCGUGAAAAGAAAUGAAGAUAAUAAAAUAGUGGCCGAUCCUGAUACUUACCUGCAUCGUAUAGGUCGUACAGGUCGGUUUGGUCGUAAAGGAAUUGCUAUUAAUUUAGUUUCCGAUAAUUAUAGUUGGAAAAAUCUUCGUUCUAUACAAGAAUAUUUUGAACGUGAUAUUACUCAAAUUAAAUUAGAUGAUUGGGAUCACGUAGAAACUUUCUUGAAAAAUGAAAUUAAGGCUUUGGAUGCCGCUUAA